AUGCUGAAGCAGAAACACCUGGAGAGGAGGAAAAAGUUGCCACCAUCAGAAGACAGGAGCUCAGGAACCAGAGAUGAAGCAGUACAAAGGCGCGUUUUGGCCCACAGGUCCAAACAGCCAAGCAAAGAGUUGAAAUGCUACAGCGAAGCCUUACGUGAGCUUUUCACAGCAGUUACCAACCAUCCUGGCCCGUGCAGUCUGAAUGACAGUGACAAAGACCUGAGUGCAGAUUCUACAGCGGUCCCGCUUCAGGACUCCCAGGUGCUGUUUACAGAAACAGAUGUGACCUUGCCCUCCUGUCUGCACGGCAGUCCCGGGUCCCAGGAAACGGAGCGAGACAGAGAGUUGCCUUGGACUCCCCACUUCCCUGCUUCAUGUGACUCCUCUUCCUUAGUACUAGCAAAGGUUUACCAAGAGAUGAUGACAAUCUACAAACAGCUAAAGGCAGAGCGACAAAGUCAGCAGCAGUGGGAGAAGGAGUUGCUUGAGCGACAAAGGAGGCUGAAGCAGGAGGAAGAGGCUUUUGGGAGGCUGGCUGGGCUGGAGGAGACGGUCCACGCUCAGAUUCAGGCUACAGAGGAGAAACACCAGCAGGAACUGAGCCAGCUGCAGGAGCUUCUUCGAGAAAGGAGCAAAGAGAACAAGAGGCUCAAAUCCAGCUUCGACACCAUCAAGCAGCUGAAUGACAACAUGAAGAAACAGGUGAUUGAGAUCAGUGAACAGAAUAAGAAGCUGGAGAGCCAGUCAAAGAGGGUGCAGGCUCGACUUGAGAACCUACAGAGGAAGUUCGAGCAAAGCGUCGCGUCGAGAGGCCAUCAGAAAGAAAGCGCAAAGAGUACAGAAUGUAUUAAACCACACAAAAAGGAGAAAACUGCUGCUGCUGCUGGAAAACCCAGUGAGAAGGGCAGCUCAAGUCCCACACCGCCAAAGCUCCUGGCCCUUCUACUGGACUGGGUACUUGAUGGACAGAUGUUCUCAUCAGUAGCAGGAAAGGAACCGAACGGCGUCGACCAGCGCCUGCCUCGGGAGGUUGUGCUCAGUGAGAGAUGUCUCAAGGUGCUGCCAUUGUUAGCAGAUCAGCUUCAUCACGCUCCUUUGUCAGAACCCAACCUUCUGCGCAACCUUCUCCGCCUCAUUCACUGGGCUGUGAGACACUUGGAUGACAGCAAACAGCAUGUACCGUUGUCUGCCACUCUGCGGCGGAUAGGGGAGGAGGUGUCGAAGCCCGCAGCCCAGUCAACAGCACCGAGGUCCGUAGAUCCAGACCUGCCCGAGUCCUGCGCUGACACACCUGGACCCUUCAGGAGUUGGCCCCUUUACCAGAGCCCUUGUCCUCACACACGUGUUCUUUCCACCCUCAUCAUCCUACGCACCAUCACACAAGUGGAUGUGCUGGCCCAAGCGCUGGAGAAUCUCCGGACUGAACUGAUGUGUGAAGACAGUCGAGGCCUGUUCAUCCACUACGGAGGCCUGCAUGUGCUGCUGACAACGCUCCGGGCCGGUCGCACAGGGCUCGACACACCGAUAGACGUCCUGAUGCGGCUCUGCGAGCAGUCCCGCUACUUAAAUUCCUUUCUGGAGGCAUGUAGCUGCGAGGAGUUUUUCAGAGCAGCUUCUCAGCUCCUUAAAAACCCUCGACUGGAGCUGCCAUCGCUGGAGAAGCUCUCCAUCCUCCUGCAGAAGCUCUCCGGCAUCAGGAGGAACCGUCGUCUGUUUGAGCUCUCCUCCCUCCGACACCAGAUACAAGAGCUGCAUCACAACACCGACCCGGCACACACGUUCCUCUGCCUCAACCUCCGAUCCAUCCUUCACAACCUUAGAUAACACACACGUGUUUCUCUGCCUCAUGGUACAUUCAAGGUUUCUGUCAAAGCUUAGACUUCUUAUUCAGGAUGACAUUCCCUCUAUUUUACAACUUCAACACUUUGCCUCCUCUUCUAAUGUGUGUUCAAGCUGCAGUUAUUGACCAUACGCGAAAGCAGCAGCUCGAUUCCUCCUCUACCUCACAUGACAUCUGCGGACAUAUUUAACACCGAUGUGUUUUUGAAGUUCUUUCGUCUGUCAGAAGUGCUGUUUUAAGGCUGUGUGUGUGUUUUGCACUUGGCGACCCGUACUGUUUUUGUUCUAAAAUGCUAAUCUGAUGUCUUUUUCUUUCAUGAAACCCCCUUUAAAAGAAAAAAAACUAUCAGAGUAUCACGCUUGCGAGAGGUUGUGACUGUGAAAGUUUUAAUGGCAAUAAACAGAAAGAACUGAA
Molecule: messenger RNA, 2254 nt
Organism: Stegastes partitus (bicolor damselfish)
Lineage: Eukaryota; Metazoa; Chordata; Actinopteri; Pomacentridae
Gene: ccdc138
Product: coiled-coil domain containing 138
Exons: 15
Coding region: 1-1824 (607 amino acids)
Source: RefSeq, a predicted model, not a curated record